Molecule: messenger RNA, 1529 nt
Organism: Perognathus longimembris pacificus (Pacific pocket mouse)
Lineage: Eukaryota; Metazoa; Chordata; Mammalia; Rodentia; Heteromyidae
Gene: Aarsd1
Product: alanyl-tRNA synthetase domain containing 1
Exons: 13
Coding region: 107-1345 (412 amino acids)
Biological process (GO): alanyl-tRNA aminoacylation; regulation of translational fidelity
Molecular function (GO): nucleic acid binding; Ser-tRNA(Ala) deacylase activity; alanine-tRNA ligase activity
Source: RefSeq, a predicted model, not a curated record
UUCUCGUCUCCGCGCAGGCGCGCGCCGGCAGAAGUUUGUCCCGCGUCGCGGCCCGUCCGCCGCCGGGGCUCGAGGCGCGCGGUCCUCCCGGGGGCGCGCGGCAGCGAUGGCGUUCCUGUGUCAGCGUGACAGCUACGCCCGGCAGCUCACCACCGCCGUGGUCUCCUGCCGUCCCGCGGAGCUGCGGACCGAGGGCCGCCACGGCGAGAAGGAAGUUCUCAGCGGUUUCCAGGUGGUGCUGGAAGACACGCUGCUUUUCCCGGAAGGCGGGGGACAGCCUGAUGACCGUGGUACAAUCAAUGGCAUCUCUGUGCUGAGAGUGACCCGACGGGGGGCCCAGGCCGAUCAUUUCACACAGACAUCGCUGGCCCCUGGGAGCCAGGUCCAGGUGCAGGUGGACUGGGAGCGGAGAUUUGACCACAUGCAGCAGCAUUCAGGACAACAUCUCAUCACAGCAGUUGCUGACCAUCUGUUUGGAAUGAAGACAACAUCAUGGGAGCUAGGAAGGCUCCGGAGUGUGAUUGAGCUGGACAGCCCCUCUGUGACUGCAGAGCAAGUAGCUGCCAUCGAGCAGAGUGUCAAUGAGAAGAUCAGAGAUCGGCUGCCUGUAAGUGUGCGAGAACUGAACCUGGAUGAUCCUGAGGUAGAGCAGGUGAGGGGCCGGGGUUUGCCAGAUGAUCAUGCUGGGCCCAUUCGAGUUGUUACCAUUGAGGGUGUUGACUCCAACAUGUGCUGUGGGACCCACGUGAGCAAUCUCAGUGACCUUCAGGUCAUUAAAAUUCUGGGCACUGAAAAGGGAAAAAAGAACAAAACUAACCUGGUAUUUCUGGCUGGGAAUCGGGUGCUAAAAUGGAUGGAGAGAAGUCAUGGAACUGAAAAGGCACUGACCACUCUGCUUAAGUGUGGAGCAGAAGAUCACGUGGAUGCAGUGAAAAAGCUGCAGAAUUCCACCAAGCUCCUGCAAAAGAACAACCUGAAUCUGCUCAGAGACCUGGCUGUGCACGUUGCCCACAGCCUCCGGAGUAGCCCAGACUGCGGAGGUGUGCUUGCACUACACAGGAAGGAGGGUGAUUCAGAGUUUAUGAAUAUCAUCGCCAACGAGAUCGGGUCAAAGGAGACCCUCCUGUUCUUAACUGUGGGAGAUGAGAAAGCUGCUGGACUCUUUCUACUGGCAGGGCCAGCUGAAGCUGUGGAGACCCUGGGGCCAAGGGUGGCUGAGGUCUUGGAAGGCAAAGGAGCGGGGAAGAAAGGCCGCUUCCAGGGCAAGGCCACCAAGAUGAGCCGGCGGGCAGAGGCACAGGCGCUUCUGCAGGACUAUGUCAGCACGCAGAGCGCAGAGGAGUGAGGCUCGGCGUGACUGCCCUGGCCACAGAAGGAGUUUCUCAGACAGUGAAAUGGACUGACUCGAAAUGGUUCUGCUACCACCUACAUUAGUGGUUCUGACUCUCAUACAAUGUAUUUUAGUGUGUUUGUGUGAUUAGUAUAUGUUUGUGAAUAAAGUUUUCCAAUUUGACCCCUAUUAGACAUAA